Messenger RNA from Arabidopsis arenosa, 1181 nucleotides. The record is from the annotation of a GenBank genome assembly. NCBI's taxonomy places the organism in Eukaryota, Viridiplantae, Streptophyta, Magnoliopsida, Brassicales, Brassicaceae.
GGCUUCUCUGUCUUCUCUGUGGCAGCAUCUUUCUCUUCUCUUUCCCCACCGACAAUUCUAUUCACAUCAUUCCUCUCCGAUCAAAAACUCCCUCUUUCUGAUCACAAUGCAUGCUCUCAAGGACAAAGUCUCUCAAAAACUUUCUAAUCUCUUUGCCGAUUCCCCAAGCCAAUCAGCUUCUCCUCGCUAUUCCAAUUCCGAUUCUCCAAAGGCUAGGUUGAAUUCAAGUGUAGGCAAAUCGUUAUCUUCGUAUUUCUCAUUUGUUGUUCCUCAAUCUGGAAAUGAUGAUGAUUCCGAACCAUGCCCACCUCUACCCAUUAGAACAGAAAGCUAUGAGUCUAUAGAGAAUUGCAAAUCUGGUAAUGGGCAUGAUCAAGCUGAGACCUUUAAGGAAUCAGAUAAGGAUUGUGAGUUGCGUGUUUCUGCGAAAGUCGAAGAAAGCGGUAAUGAUUACUUUCUAGGGGUGAAGCAGAUGAGGGAAUUAACAGAAGGCUCUGUUUUUAUUACUGCUAACUUGUGUGAAUUCUUGCAUGCGAGUCUUCCGAAUAUCGUAAGAGGAUGCAAAUGGAUCUUGUUGUAUAGUACGUUGAAACAUGGCAUAUCACUUCGUACGCUGCUUCGAAGAAGCGGAGAGCUUCCUGGUCCUUGUUUACUGGUUGCUGGAGACAAAAAAGGUGCGGUUUUUGGCGCUCUGCUGGAAUGUCCACUGCAACCUACUCCUAAGAGGAAAUAUCAGGGUACAAGCCAGACAUUCUUGUUCACAACUAUUUAUGGUGAACCACGCAUAUUUAGACCUACCGGCGCCAACCGAUAUUACCUGAUGUGUAUGAAUGAGUUUUUGGCGUUUGGAGGUGGAGGAAACUUUGCACUAUGUUUAGACGAAGAUUUGUUGAAGGCAACAAGUGGACCUUCUGAAACAUUUGGGAACGAAUGUUUGGCUAGCAGCACGGAGUUUGAGUUAAAGAAUGUCGAGCUUUGGGGGUUUGCGCAUGCAUCUCAAUACCUCUCCUCCUGAUCUUGGAGAUCCCUUUCUUUGUCAAAAAUCGAGAUACCUCAAUAGAAAGAAAAGCUUACAGUCGUUUUUCAAUCCGUUAAUUGUUUUCAAAUUUAUGAUUAGGCUUAAGGACAGUUUUUAAGGCUUUAAUCUGUUGAAAGAGUGCCAAUAUAACAUGUUUGUAUCU